GUCCCUGGUUUUCUUUUUCUGUAGUAAAAAUCUUUCAUUCUAUUUCAGGUAUAUCUAUAAUUUCUGGUACUUAUGUUUGGAAACCAGUCUAACACUCUCAUUCACACUUCCUUUUCCGUCAACGUAUAUUAGCGAAGGUAAAUCAAGAUGGGGGCCUACAAAUACAUGCAGGAGAUGUACCGUAAGAAGCAGAGUGAUGUGCUUCGUUUCUUGCUCCGUGUGAGAACAUGGCAGUACCGUCAGUUGUCUGCAAUCCAUCGUGCCCCAAGGCCAAACAGACCAGACAAGGCCAGGCGAUUGGGAUAUAGAGCCAAGCAAGGAUAUGUUAUUUACCGUGUCCGUGUUCGUCGUGGUGGACGUAAAAGGCCUGUUCCCAAAGGUUGCACAUAUGGAAAGCCAAAGUCUCAUGGUGUUAACCAACUCAAGUUCCAGAGGUCGCACAGAUCAGUUGCAGAGGAACGUGCUGGUAAACGCUGCAGGGCUCUCCGUGUUUUGAACUCUUACUGGGUGGCUGAGGAUGCCACAUACAAAUUUUAUGAAAUCAUUAUGGUAGAUCCAUUCCAUAAAUGCAUUCGAAGUGAUCCCAAAGUGAACUGGAUUUGCAGACCUGUGCACAAGCACAGAGAAGUACGUGGUCUGACAUCCGCCGGAAAGUCGUCUCGUGGUCUUGGAAAGGGUCACAAGUUCAACAACUCGAAAGGUGGCUCAGUCCGUGCUUGCUGGAAGAAACACAAUACCCUCAGUCUGCGCAGGAAGCGUUAAACUUAAUUUUUUUUCUUUUCAAAUUUAUUUCUUCGUUUGACCAACUCUGGGGAACUUGUAAAUUUUGGAAUGCUGUUUUGUUUUCAUGUCAAGUGAGAGUUGUAAUUGAAAUAAAAGUGGCUUUCCACAUGUGCAGCA
Messenger RNA from Mercenaria mercenaria, 900 nucleotides. Its product is annotated as 60S ribosomal protein L15-like. The transcript is spliced from 4 exons. Gene Ontology annotation, biological process: cytoplasmic translation. The coding region runs from base 148 to 762 and encodes 204 amino acids. NCBI's taxonomy places the organism in Eukaryota, Metazoa, Mollusca, Bivalvia, Venerida, Veneridae. Gene Ontology annotation, molecular function: RNA binding; structural constituent of ribosome. The record is from RefSeq and is a predicted model, not a curated record. Gene Ontology annotation, cellular component: cytosolic large ribosomal subunit; ribosome.